GUGUAAUGAGGGGUGCCACUUCAGGAGUUCAGAAGAGAAUCCGGGAUGACUACCCAACAGCCCACUAUAUCCACUGCUAUGCCCAUCAGCUCAAUCUUAUCAUGCAACAGGCUACCUCCCACGUAGUCAAAGUCAAAAACUUUUUUUCCGACCUGGGUGGAUUUUCUGCGUUUUUUUCAAGAUCCCCCAAGCGGACCAGUGUGCUUGAUGAGGUAGUGGCCCAUAGACUACCAACAGCCAGCACUGUGAGAUGGAACUUUCACAGCCGUGCCGUCAAUACUGUGUUUGAGCAAAGAGAACACCUCGUUGAAUGCUUUGAAAGAAUUCGAGCAUCAGGUGGCUUUGAUGACAAGACCAGCCAAGAAGCAGGAGGCUACAUCAGGCUACUGGAGGAUCCUCAGUUCAACUUCUUCCUGCAACUGUUUCAUAAAAUAAUGCCACACGUGGACGUCCUCUAUGCCAAGCUCCAGAAGAGAGACAUAGAUUCAGUCCAUAUAGAAAGAUGCAUCCAGCAGUUCCAAGAGGACAUACAAAAAAUCAGAGAUUCUCUCCAUGCAAUGGUGGUGGAGCAAAGCAGUAGCUCUCAGCAGCCGAGGAAGCGCCGGGCUGUGUCGGAAGAUGAGCUUAGAAGGAUUGCUGCUGAGGUAUGUGACACCAUACUUGGACACACCAAGGAACGCUUUGCCUUCAAAGACCACCUCAUCAGUGCCACCUUACUGCAGGGCAACCAGUUUGAAUGCUACCUCAAGGUAUUCCCUGAAGUUGCUUUGGCCACCACAUUGAAGGCCUAUCCAAUUCUGGAUGGAGGCAAGCUGAAGACAGAGCUUGGCCUCAUCUAUGGCACAGACGAAUUCAGAUCCUGCCGUAGUGCUGUGGAUCUUUUCCAGUUGUUCAUGGAAACAAUCUAUCUGAGGAACACCAUGAGUCAGGAGAGACUGAAUGCCUUAGCCAUGCUCUCAAUGGAAAAAAGGCUGGUCACAGACAUGAUUGACUUUAACCAGAGAGUUAUUGAGGAAUUUGCCAGCUUGAAAGAGAGGAGGGCUAAAUUUCUUUACAAGUAG
Eleginops maclovinus (Patagonian blennie) is the source of this 1061-nucleotide messenger RNA. RefSeq lists its product as uncharacterized. The coding region runs from base 6 to 1061 and encodes 351 amino acids. NCBI's taxonomy places the organism in Eukaryota, Metazoa, Chordata, Actinopteri, Perciformes, Eleginopidae. The transcript is spliced from 4 exons. The record is from RefSeq and is a predicted model, not a curated record.